AUUGACAAUGUCUGGGGAUUCAAUACUUGGAUGGUCUAGGAUGUUUCUGCCUUUUACUCUGAUAUGGAUUCUUUCAUCUACAACAGUUGAAUGUCAGGAGUGUCGUACAUCAGGGUUGAAUGUGUUUGGUGGCUAUCAGUAUGUCGUCUACCAUAGUUUAGAUGGUAUCGGCAGGAAAUUCUCUGAAACACGUGCACACUGCCAAAGCUUAGGUGGUGACAUGCCAAUCAUUACAUCAGCUGAACAAAAUACUUUCAUUGCCAUGAGAUUAACGGAGGGUGAUGGUAACUAUUACAUCGGCUUAGAAGACAUGGAUGACGAUGGUACAUACAGAUGGAUUGAUGGAACGGCCCCUGGGUAUGUAUCAAUCAUCAUCGUGAUAUAA
Strongylocentrotus purpuratus (purple sea urchin) is the source of this 385-nucleotide messenger RNA. RefSeq lists its product as uncharacterized. The transcript is spliced from 3 exons. Bases 8 to 385 code for a protein of 125 amino acids. Lineage: Eukaryota; Metazoa; Echinodermata; Echinoidea; Camarodonta; Strongylocentrotidae. The record is from RefSeq and is a predicted model, not a curated record.